Messenger RNA from Chelonoidis abingdonii (Abingdon island giant tortoise), 786 nucleotides. NCBI's taxonomy places the organism in Eukaryota, Metazoa, Chordata, Testudines, Testudinidae. The record is from RefSeq and is a predicted model, not a curated record.
AUGGCGAACAGAAGGUACAAUGUAGACGAGGGCAGCGGGUGGCGAACGGGGAANGGGGACGUGGUGCUGUGGGAUUUCACCGAGAGCCACCACAACCUGUCGCUCAAGGAGCGCUGCUUCCUGCGCUGGGUGGGGGCGCGCUGCGGGCAGGCGGCUUUCAUCUUCAAAGGGGACGACAACGAGUUUGUGAACCCUCCCGCCCUGGUGGCCUACCUGCGCCAGACGCCCAGCGCCUCCCAUGUCAUCCACGGCUACAUCCGCAACCAUUCGGCCGUAAUGAGAACCACGAAAUAUCGCGUCUCCUCCGCCCUGUUCCCCCAGGACACGUACCCCCACUUCCCCUCCGGGGGCGGCUUCCUUAUGCCCAGAGCCAGUGUCCCAGCCCUGGCCGCGGCCUCCGAGCGCAUCCCCGUCUUCCCGCUGGACGACGUCUACUUCGGCUUCCUGGCGCUGGCCGCCGGGCUGCGGUACCGGCACGACGACCGAUUCCGGGUCUUUGGCAUGAAGGACGAGCUGUGUCUGUACGGGGAGGCGUUCGUGGUGCACGGGGUGUCACUGGGCAGGGUGCAGGAGGUGUGGAGGGGGUUGUAUGAGGAGCGACGGUGCAACGGGACGGGGCCUCUCCCCUCUUAGGGGUGCAAGGAAUGGGGCAGGGGCCUGUCCCCUCUAGGGGGCACCGGCUUCCAUCCUGCCCUGGGUGGGGCCUGCCUGGCUCUAGGGGCAGCGAAUCGGGCAGGCAGCCUUUUGCCAAGCAUCUGGAUUAAAUGUGAUUUCUUGUGCCCAGGG